AUGGUACGACCAACUUCUGAUGUCAGGAGGCAUUUUCGUCGCGAGAGAUCAUCUAAGCCUGGGAAGAAGGACACGGCGUCCUGCAAAUACUGCAGCGCGUCAUAUGUUUUCCCUAAUGCAACCCGGCUCACCAGGCAUAUUCUUGCAUGCUUGAAGUGUCCCCAGGACAUUCGGGAUCGCGUCCGCGUGCGACGUGAUGACUGUCCCGAUGUUCGCAAGGCUCAAUGCACACCGGAGGUCAGUCCCACUCCCAGCUGUUCUAGUUCUUUGGUGCCAACGCGCAAAAGUGCGAUGACACCAUUUGUCGACCGAAUGAGCCCAACAGACCAGCAGCGUAUUGACGCUGCGCUAGCGAAAGCGCUGUACUCGUCGAACACGCCUUUCGCCGUCGUUGAAAACGAGUACUGGCGGGAGCUUUUUAAUCUAGUGAGGCCGUCUUACCCUCUGCCAUCUCGAUACCUUCUAAGCGGGCCCCUACUUGAUGCAGAGUUUCAGAGGGCAAGAAUCCACGUCGAGGAGCUCCUGAAGAGUGCAUCUUACCUAACGCUACUUACUGACGGGUGGACAAAUAUCAGGGGUGAGUCAAUCGUCAACUUUAUCGUUGCAACACCGGAACCCCAGUUUUACAAAUGUGUUGAUACAGGGAACAACCGUCACACUGCCACAUACAUCAGUAGCGAGAUCCGCGCGGUUAUUGAAUCUCUCGGUUCCAGCAAAGUAGUUGCUGUCGUUACGGAUAAUGCUAGCAACAUGAAGGCUGCGUGUGACCUUGUUACACAGCACUACCCGCACGUGACAGCAAUCGGAUGUGCAGCGCAUGGGUUGAAUCUCCUGAUGAACGAUCUGAUGGGACUCGACACGCUCCGAGAACUGAACAAGCAAGCAAGGGAAGUGAUUGAGUACGUUAAGCGCUCACAUAUUGUGGCUGCGACGUUCAAGCAGAAGCAAGAAUCCAAUGAUGGCGAAGGUAACUCGGUCACACUGAAACUUCCAAGCAAGACAAGGUGGGCAGGCGUGACCCUAUCACUUGAAAGCCUAGCCAGGAACAAGAUGGCUCUAAAGGAAACGGUAAUUAUCGAGGACCUGAAGGUUAAGAAGUCCGUCAGACAGACCGUUCUUGAUGAAAAAGAUUUCUGGAGCCGUGUGAAUUCCGCACUAUCACUUCUGAACACAAUUUCGAGCUGCAUUGCUUCUGCAGAGUCUAACAUGGCUCUUCUUUCUGACGUACCGUGUCUUUUUCAUCGGAUCAGGGAAGACUUCGACUCGAAGCUAGAAUCUUCUCUUCUGACUCGUAGCGAACAGGAGGCAGCUAGUGACAUAAUCAGAAGGCGUAAGAACUUCUGCGUCCAGCCAAUACACUAUGCAGCGAACGUUCUUGACCCUAGGUACGAAGGCAAGAACCUCGAAAAUGAAGAGCCGUCCGCUGCUUUGGACUGGUUGUCGUCGCAAGCUAAGCACUUUCAUCUGGACCGCGGCAUUGUUUUGUCCAACUUCGCAGAGUACCGAGCGCACAGAGGGGGUGUACGCUGUUUUACACCAUUAAAAAUAAGUAAUUGA
This is a messenger RNA of Ornithodoros turicata, 1557 nucleotides long. RefSeq lists its product as uncharacterized. The record is from RefSeq and is a predicted model, not a curated record. Bases 1 to 1557 code for a protein of 518 amino acids. The transcript has a single exon. NCBI's taxonomy places the organism in Eukaryota, Metazoa, Arthropoda, Arachnida, Ixodida, Argasidae.